Phytophthora nicotianae INRA-310 is the source of this 2138-nucleotide messenger RNA. RefSeq lists its product as hypothetical. The transcript has a single exon. The record is from RefSeq and is a predicted model, not a curated record. Gene Ontology annotation, biological process: mitophagy; aggrephagy; endosome organization. Gene Ontology annotation, molecular function: zinc ion binding; K63-linked polyubiquitin modification-dependent protein binding; protein kinase C binding. Bases 56 to 1963 code for a protein of 635 amino acids. NCBI's taxonomy places the organism in Eukaryota, Oomycota, Peronosporomycetes, Peronosporales, Peronosporaceae. Gene Ontology annotation, cellular component: amphisome; aggresome.
UCACAAUAAACAUUAUUUGUGUAGCCAUCGUGUAUAAUAGUGAAGAAGCUGGGCGAUGCUAGCGACUGCGACUCUGCAGCACAACCUGGCGGCUUUACAAGCUCAGUUAGCGACGCUGCAGCAGGAGAACAGCGCACUGACCCGCGACUUAUGUCUGAAGGAGAACUACAUCCAGCUGAAGGAUCAGCAGUUCCGCGUAAUGCAGCGGCGUCUGGAGGAGCUGGAGGGGGCCGUGGCGCAGUGGAAGGACCGAUGGUUGCAGCAGGUGAACGCUCAGCAGGCCACGAGCACCAGCGGGGAUAAUAAUGAGGACAUAACUGGAGGACAGACGGACAGACUGGAGGACGCCAAGUGGACAUCCUGGAAAUGCAAACCUGGAACAGCCAACCGCGCGAAGGCGUUGGCCCAAGCAAGCGCCAAACUGGAGAAACUCUCGCAGGUAGACAGGAACAAACUGCAGCCACUACUGGGGGCUAUUGAACAGGGCGGGGUCGGGGCCGUAGAGGACCUCGUAUUCGCUGACGUGUCGGAGGAACUCAGCCGCAUCCUUCUGCUCUACCUGUUGCCGGCUCUGCUGGACGCGAUGGACGGCGCACAGCAACUACAGUGUUUCAGUCGCACGUACCGCAAACAGACGAUGGACUUUAGAGUCUGUACGCGGCAGGCAGCGGAGGCGACGGCGGUGUCUGGUGAGGAACUCGCCGCGUCGGCCGUGUCGGCGCCGUCCACGGCGGACAAGCUGCCGACAUCAGCGCCGUCCGGUUCUUCGGCUGAUACAAGUGGAGAACCACUCGUUCCAAUAGCUCAACCAGCACCAGAGACAGAGGAAUCCGAGGCGCCGCAUCUGUUCGACUGUGUGGAGCUGGACCGGCGUGGGGCUGCACGCAACCCCGUGCCGCACGGUCCGCGCGAGCUGCACGCGACCAAGGCCAUGUUCAUCUCCCGUCCUCUUAGUGGAUCAGCAGCAGCUCGAGCUGCGGUUCCUCCUCUGGAUAAACUGGUGGAUAAAUCUCUUGACAAGGCAUCACGGCGCUACACGCUGACACCGAAGCGUUCAGGGCCAACGUUUGCAGUAGAGACGACACGUACACAUACGAUGACGAUGGGUGCGCUGCCGUCACCUGCUCAGUCUCCCUCCUCGAUGGGCAUACUUCCUUUAGGCUCAGAUGGAGAGGUAAUCCCGAUGCCUCCGCGUGAGAGAGAAGGCAAAGACGGCAAGAUCAAGAAGAUCGUGGGCAGCGUAUUCGACCGUCUGAGUCGUCACAAGUCGCAGCAGUCGCUGGUAUCCUCUGCAGCCACCAGCUCGUCCUCACAUGCCUCGCCGGUGCCCUUGAGUGGAUCAACGGAAGUGGCCGGGGACGACGACGAAUCGAUCUGCGACGGCUGUGGACGCGGGCCGCUUGUAGGAGUCAAGUGGGUGUGUCGGACGUGCCGGUUGCUAGGCGGUGAAGAGUACGAGUUGUGCGAGAAAUGCUACGGCCAAGGAAUCCACGGCAAGGAGCACGAGGACGCGCUGUUCGCCCGUGUCGAGGCCAUCGUCGUGCGGAAAUGCCCUCGACUCGCGAGUGAGACGGAGCUGCUGCAUCUACUGCGAGUGGGUAUUUGCAAGGCCAACCUCAAGAAGUUCAGCUUCUGCCUCACUUGGAUUGCAGACCUGUUGCAGUGUAAUCGCACGACGGAUUUGCGUGCGAGGGCAUUGGAGAUCGCGCAUAUCCCGCCGACUGUCCGCAGCGAGUUUGCGCGACUGCUACGCGAGCUUCUAACGCGGUAUCGACCGGAUAUUGAGCUGAAGACGGAAUGGGAACCGGCAGCCGGCGCGCAGCACAGCGCUGUCGGUCCUGGAACGCCAGCAAUGCGAGGCGAAGGAGCGCCGGACGAGCUGGACACGCUGCGAAUUUGGGUGAAAGACGCGUCUGUGGUGUCGUCGGGAGCCACAAGCAUCGGAACACCAGCGAUAUGUUAACUGGCGGCAUGAGGAUAAUAAACUAACCAUUAUAUAUUUUCGUUGUGGGUUGUGUAAGACUGCAGUAGUGUUGUAAGACCAGCGAACAAUACAACAGCAGUGACAGCAGCGUAUAUUCCGGCCCAGUGUUGACGCGGGUGCUGUACGUUGCUGUAGUGUUCGUAUGGAUGCCCGU